Molecule: messenger RNA, 1134 nt
Organism: Lathyrus oleraceus (garden pea)
Lineage: Eukaryota; Viridiplantae; Streptophyta; Magnoliopsida; Fabales; Fabaceae
Exons: 1
Coding region: 1-1134 (377 amino acids)
Source: RefSeq, a predicted model, not a curated record
AUGGAAGGGAUUCCUGAGUUAACUUUAAACACUCAUGUUAAUGAGUUAACUGUGCUUUGUGAAACAAUUGUGGACUUCAAGAAUCUGAAGGAUAAUGGCUUCGAUUUCUCUGAAACCUUGGAACACCAAGAACUGAAGGGUUUCUUUGAAAGAUUAAGCGCUCCUGUUUAUUCAAUAUUGGGGAAGCAGUUUUGGAUGCAUCCUACUGCAAAAAAGGAAAUAAUAACUUCCUAUGUUAUGAACAGGAAGAUUGGCAUUACUGAGAAAUCCAUUGUUGACUUAAUCUCGCACAAUGGAAAGGGAAAAAGAAUUCACAGUGCCAAGAUCAAUGCUAAGAGAGAAACAACUAUUGCUCCUAUCAUCUUCAAAGCUGGAACCAAUGUUGAGGAUGCUAAAGGUCCCAAUGCCAAGGAUUUAACCAACAACCUAAGACUUUGGUUCAAAAUUAUUCUGGGUUGCAUUCACCAUAGGCCUAACACCAAUAGUUCUAACUAUGGCAACACUCGUCAGAAGUUUAUGUUGUUCUUUCUAGAGAAGGGUCUCAAGCUGACAUCCCCUUCUAUCUUGUUAAAAUUCAUGAGGGAUUCAAUAAGAGAAUCCAGAACGGGUGGAUCAUCAAAUAAGAGAAAAAGCAAGUUCAUCCCCAAUGGAAGGAUUAUUUCUGACCUUCUUGUUGAGAAUGGUCUGGUUGAUGACCUUCUGGUCGGUGGUUUAACUGAUGAACUUGUGAAGGAUGUUGGAAAGAUCUUCUGGGGUAAGAAUAUAAAUAGCAUUGGUCUCAUUUAUAAUGUUGUAAGGUCAUAUUUCAUUCCCUCAAAGGAUGAUAUAUGUGGAAUGAGGAUUCUGGUAGACAACUUCCCAAUUUUUACUAAGAUUGUUCCUCCAGAAAUUCUAAUGGAUUAUCUUGAGAGUUGUCUUAAGGGUGGUAUUGACCCAAUGAUUGACCCAUUUAACUUACCAGGAACUUAUCCAGAUGUAUAUGGGAAAAGGAAGAAGGAAUCAAAAGAAGAAGGAUCUUCAAGACCUCAAAAGAAGAAGAAGAAAGUUGAUGUCCUUCUGGAUGAAGAUGAGAUGCCUCUUAGUGAGAGCCAUAAAGAAAUGCUUUUGAAUGACACGUCUGGUGUUGUCCAAUAA